UGGAGAGCCGAUCAAGCAUAGGAUAGUUAUAUUAGGAUACUGAAUGGAACUCUAUUUGGAAUUGGUGUAUUCGAGGGUUCAGGUAGCACAUGUGUUAACUAUCAACUGAUCAUGCUGUGUUUGUGUCACAUGCUUUUCUCAACCACGCUGUGUCACUGCCAUUCAUUCAGGGAUGUGUCGCCGUCAGUACACACUGACGUAGCAGGAUAAAUCCAUCCGUUGACCGGACCCCUAAAGGGGAACGACACAUUCACCAAUCUAAAGGUAUCAGAGUGCUUCAAAUUUUGAAGGAUAGUUUUAGGCGAAUGAGAAGAGAAUGAAGAGCGCAGUGGAUUAUUUUUUAACAUCUUAGUAAUUUCUAGGAUAAAUGGAUCAGUGUGAAUGUGCGUUAUGAUAUUCAUUGGAUAAAGUAUGAGUUCUAAAACGGAUUUACACCACUCUGAUAGGUUUUCCAGAACUCGCUCCUGGUCUAUAAAGGAUGUUCUGGAGAGGAAGAUUGAGGACCUCACUCGGAAACUUAGUGAGGAGAGACACAACGCCAGGAAAGAAAAGCAACAAGUGGCUAAGUUACAGCGUGACAUCGCACGUCAAAAAGGGGAGAGAACUGGGAAGGACACCCUAAUGAAGGACCUGGAGCGAGAGAGGCUGGUCCGGGCGGAGCUGGAACAGAAACUCCGCUCCAUGACGGAGGAGAACAGUAACUGCCGGUCUCGUCUUCACUCUCUCCAACAGGAGUUCAAAAGGAUGGAGGAGACUGUGAGAAAUAUGAUGCAGUACAAGUCAAAGAUUGACCAGCUGAAGCAGGAGAAGUCCAGUCUGUCCGUUACUUAUGAGAACAAUAUGCACAAGUACCGCAACCACAUAAGCACACUGGAGAGGGAAAACAUCAUGCUUCUCAACGAUGUCAAGCGCUUUGAGUCACAGCCAAUCAGUGGAAAGACAGAUGAUCGUACGAAACUGUUACUGGGUCGACUCAAAAUGCUUGAAUCGGAGAACUCCGCUUUAGUGAUGGAGAAUGAACAGCAACGACAACAAUAUGAGAAAUGUCUUGAUGAGAUAGCCAAUCAGGUGGUCCAGGCCUUACUGGCUCAAAAGACUCUCCGUGAGGAGUGUUUAAAGCUACAAGGACGAGUCCAAGACCUGGAGUACCAGAACCAUGAACUCAACAGCAUGUUCCAACAGAAGCUGAAGUAUGACCCAGCCAUUCAAGAUGUGGGCCUACCCAGUGUUACCAUGACAACAGUGAGCGAAGGGACCAGCGUGGUCGCCACACCUGAACAGAUGCAUGCCACAGCCAUGGCCCUUGCCCAGACCAUGCAUCUAUCUCCUAUGUCUCAAUACGUCCUCCAGACUAAGGUGGCCCAGAAGUGCCUCGGCCAGUACAUGCCAGGGGAGAGCACUGACUCUCUACACAGUAUCUGUAGUAACUAUACCUGUGAUGAAAGCAUAGGAAAACCCCAAAUGAGUUUGCCUGUUUGGUCUGCGGAGCACAGUGGUCCUCCAAAGAAACUUCAUGGUCAUUCAUCCUCGGUUGGCUCGACCAAGGCACCCCCUGGUGGUGAAUCUAACAACGAAUUCAAUUGUAGGACAAAAAUAGAAACUGAGUUCCCUGCAAAUAAUUCAAGUCCGAAAAUGAAACAUGUCAAUAUAAUGGAACGAGCCAAUCAAAAACGACAACGAAGCUCCUCUACUUCCUCUCUACAAUCAAACUCAAGGUCGGCCAAAACUAGGUCGACGGCUUCACUCAAUAAGAGUAAACUAGCCGUGUCAAGUGGGUCAAAAGUGUCGCUGUCUGGGAGUCAACGUGAACUCUGUAUACAGAAUGAAGCAAUGUCAGGAAAACGUAGCAUAUCCCACCCCGACCACAUAGAUAAAGGCGUGACAAAUACUCACGCUCCGAAAUCUGUCCGAAAUCAACAACAAAGUGGAUCGGCUGGGAAAUGUAACCAGUUUCAACAACGAGAACGGUCUUCCUCAGCCUCGUCCAUACCUAUUAAAAGGGGUAGUAGUUCAGGGUGUGGGAAAAUGCAGAAGUCCAUUCCUCAAGGAUCUUCACACUCCAAACUUCCCUUAAAAUCUCAGGAACCAAAUGAUAAUUUGUUCAAACACAAGAAAUUCUCAGACAAUGUGAAAUCUAACAGUUGUGGCAAAGUUCAAGGUCACAGGAUACGAAAGGAAAUGGAUUUAAAGGUCAUGACCUCUAGUGCUGGGGCUGACGUGAAAGACAGGAUGGCAGCGUUGCGUCAAACUUUUGGGACUCCACCACGGGUUCCCUUGCUGCCGAACGGCCAGUAUUUCUACGACUACAGUGAUGAUGACAGUGACUUUAAUCGUCCUGUAUCGGCAGACUUCAGCAAUACCUCAACAAUAUCACUAAAUGAAAUCUUAGACAAUAGUGAUGAUACUGACACGUUACUUGAGGAAGAUUUUACAACAGAAAACUUCGCCUUCUUUGAAUCCCCGUCUUUUGUGAAAAAACACCAUAGACAGUAUGAUCGGCAGAAAUCACGGGGUGAUUCUAAGAACGUGGAAAUUCAUGAGAAAGGUGCUAGACUUCAUGGUAAACCUGAUAUUAUACAGGAUACAGAAAAUAGUGAACUUCAGAACCAAGGGAAAUGCCCAAGAAGUCCUUACAUUCCAAAGAAACGAAAUUCCUUGCAGCAUAGUAAACGGAAACAAAAUACCCCACGUCCUAGCUCACUUAUUUUAGCUCCCAGAGAAAAACAGUUCAUGCAUCAACGAUACAGUUCUUCCUCCUCCAGUUUAGAGAGUUCUGACAGCGAUGAAAAUUGGUCGCCAAGGUUUGCGAGAAAGUAUCAUCAAAUAAAACAGGGUAGGGUUAAAUCGCGAUCGCAGGCAAAUCAUACUUCCUCGGAAAGUACUCCAUCUCCACCCAAUGUUUCUUCAAAACUCCAUGCAGGAGAGACAUUGGAAAACACGAAAACUGUGCAUCAUGAUUUCAUAUCUCCAGAGAGGCCUGCUGUUGUAAUGACAAGUUCAUCAGAAAGUGCUGGUCCACACCUAACAAAUUCUCUCACAAAGAGAAAGGGACCACCUCCUCCUGUCCCCAACAAACCGUCGACAGGUAGGAGAUCGCCAGGAAUUCGUAUGGGGCUACAGUCCCCAGGAUUCAGAUACAAUAAGAAGGAAACUGGUAUAGUACAGGAUUUAAAAGAUGUGAUACCAAAAUGUCCGGAGAUUAAAACCGACACCUAUAAUUCACAACAUGUGGAAUACACAACAAGUGCUGUCGAACCCCAAAUUGAGGUUCAAAUGAAUCAAAAAAUUAUUGUGUCAGCUGAGCUCAGUUUUGAGAAAGCUGAAAAAGUUGAAAGAUCAGGCAGUAAGGAUGAUGGCUAUUCCACAAUGUCAAGUGAUAUUCAACCAGAAGCUAUGGAGAAAUUUAAUGAUACUUCCGUACAAAAUAAGGAAUCUGGUGCGAGGAAAGAGAUUGCGGCCAAGGUGGAGGAGCCUCAACCUACUGCUGUGACAGUGGUUAAAGUAAGUAAGGCAGAUUUGACCUCUGACCUUGAUUCCGCCAUGGAUAGUUCAACUCACAGCACAGAAAUGAGAAAUUCCACCCAUAGUCUUUCAUCACAAAAUUCUAAUUCCAGUGAAGAUCGUGCGGCUGUGUGUGGGUCUUUAGGACGAGUCAAGGCUAUGAAAAUCCUAUUCGAGGCGGAAAAUCAAAAACAAAAUGAGAGCAAGUUCAUGAAAUUCCCUCUGAGGAAAUCUCCGUCGAUGGACAGUAAGCUUAGUGGUUGUAAUAAGGAAGCACAAGAACGGAGAAAUCUCAAUCGUAGGUCUCUUGGUGAUGACUUUAAAAUGUUUGUCCCUGAAAUACAUCACAACCACUGGAGUUCAGAGGUCAAUAAAGUGAGUACGGAGGAGUCGCCAGUAGAAUCGGUGAUCACAACGGACGAUAUGAAUAUUCCUGGGCUAGAGCCGGACGAAGAGGAGGGAAAUGAUGAAAGGAACUCUCUACCAUCACUUCCUGUUUUCCAUCAUGUUCAAACACUUAACAUCAGCGAGGAGAAUUUCCUUUCUGAUAUUCCGGAGGAGAAGGACGAAUGGGAGGCUUCAACUAACUCGUGUGACAGACUACUCGAAGAUUCGCUUCGUAAUCUCCAGUCCUCAACAAAAUAUUAUGCUCAUCUUCAGCUUCUACAGACCUUUAGUGUUAAACGGUAUUGGUGCUCCACGGAAGGUCUGGCCAGGGUUCUGUCUGACAGUGACCUUUCUUCACUCUCGAGGGUCAAGGACAUCAACAUAUUGGAUGACCUUAUGGUUGAUAGCAAGGUCACAAAGCCUCUUGAGAGGUCCGUUUCCUUAUCAGAUAUGUACACAAAACGGACAGAAAUUGUCUCCAAGAUGAAAGUCAUCCCCAAACUGAGUAGAAGGUCAUCGAAAGCUGGAGGACAGGAAAAGGAUGCCAUGAAAAGACAGAUUCUUCAACAGUUGGCUCAUGAGGUUGAAAGUGAAUCUGACGAGGACAACUCUGCUAAUCAAUUUCAUUCACUGCUGAUACAGAACCAGAUACGGAACAAAGAACAGGUAACUUGUCAGUUGGGAUCAAAUGGUGAACAUUCCGCCUCCUCACAUUUCAUGGAUCCCCAAGAUAAUGGUUCCCAUGACGAUCUGUCGACUUCACCAGAAGUGAGAGCGCCAUCUGGUGAAUUGUCUAUGGAACAUAUAGUGCUGCCCUCUGGUGAAGAUAUGAUUGGUGAACAAGGGAGACAAUCCAGUAGCAAAGAGGCCAGCCCAGCCCCUGACAUUGAACAACAGGGCAAGUUUCGUAGUGAUUAUUACAGUCUUUGUAAUGUCGGUUCUAAUCGUAGUUUGUUGUCAAGUGGAAACGAAGCCGACUUGGAUGUGCAACCAGUCAGUGAACCUCUUCCACACACCUGCCAAAAUGGAGACCGUGAAAAUUGUAAACAGUGUUGUAUCCAUGGAAACAAUCAGGAGUUUGAUGAGAUUUCGCGACAGUUAGAAAGUCUGUCCAAGACGGUCAAUGCGCUACAUCAAAGCUUGACCAGUCUUAAUAGCUGUGAUACAGACAAUGAUUCAAACGAGGAUCAUUCCGAGCUGUUUAACACACCGGCUGAGGAUUAUAAAGACACUGAAGGUUAUCAAUGGGUGGAAGAUGAGUUUUAUCUAACUCCCUGCGGCGGAGAAUUAAUCAUGGGAAACUCACCGUUUUCAGAGACCGGGGCAUGUUGUGAUUGGGUGAAUGAGUAUGCAGACGACACUUCGUGUAAUGAUGAAUUUGAAUUUUAUGGGAAUUUUUCGUCGGCCGAUAUUGGAGUGUUCAAUGAAGAAAAGUCUGUUUAUCCUACAAUUACUGAAGAGGAGAAGGAUGUUGAUACCUGUAUGCCAGUGCCAUCUGCUGGUACCAGGGGAGUUAACUCACCCAAAGUCAAAAGGCCUGCAAAAUUAAGUCAUCCAUUGGAACGAACACAAUCUGAAAACAUGGGCGUGCUUGACUCACAGACCAGGGCGGCCAUGUUGGAUUCCAUGAUUCAGUUGAGCGGAGGCAGUAUGGAUAGUUUAGAUGAUAACAUCGGAGUGGACCAUGUCAUGUGUUCACGGCUCAUCGGCAGGGGAGAUAAAAUAGAAGCACUGAGGUCACCCACCAAGGUCAAUCGUCCUGCCAUGGAUCUAUCCAAAUUCUUCCUCAGGUUUGGUGACAAGGAGAUGGAAGCCAUGGCAGCUUUCGAUUUUCUUAAUGACAUGACACCUUCUCCUAACCCAGUGCAUCAUCCACCAACUGGCCAAUCAGAAGCCAAGCCUCAGGAGAGACAGCCAAUCACUGAAACCGUGGUAGCUCCUGAGGAAUCUCGGACAGAACAUGUGAUAAUGCCUCAGGCAGUGCCUACAAAAUCUAGUGCGGAGCAAAAAGAAACUAGUUCCCAGCUGAAAUCAAAACCUCAAGUUACAAAACAGGCCCAAGGGACAGGAAAGAUAACUCCUGCUCUCAAACAAGCUCAGAGAUUUGCUGCAGGAUCACCAACAGCUAUCGGCAUGCACUCGCAUAGAAACGAAGCCAAAAGUGCUCAGAAACAAGACCAUGGAUUGGCUGAGAAAAAUUCUUUGAAACAAGGACAGGGGAUGGCUGUAGGGUCAAUUGGUGCUCAAAAACACACAAUGGGGCUGAUUGUUCACAAAACUCUGUCUUCAUCCCAGCAACAACAUCAGGAACCUUCUACCAAAGUGCCUAAUGCCACAGAGGGCAAGAUCGCUCACCAGAAAACAGACACUUCAAAGUCACAUGGUUCUGCUUCAGACAGGAACCAAACAGGGACCAAUGCACCUGUUUCUUCCCCUAAGCCUUCCCGUAUGGGUUUCUUUCGUAGAAAAACCACCUAGCUCUGAAAAGAAGACAAAUGUUGAAGAAAAACCUUCUAAACUACCUAAGAAAUUUUCUCAGAAUUCGAAAGAGAAAGAAAAAGAAAAGGACAAAUCAAAAAUUCCGAAAGCUGUUAAACAGGAUCAAGUACAAAGUAAACCUACUCGUAGAUUUCUAAGAUCUAGUGGAAAGUCCUCGUCUGUUACAAAUAUAUCUUCCUCUUCCAGCCUGAAGUGAGAGCUCACAAAAGGGAGGCAACUCAAGGGUCCAAGGGAGAUAACUAGGGCAGGGAUUAAACAAAAAAAAAUUAUCAGGAACAUUUUCGUAUAUGAUAUUUACUAGUUAAAUUUCAUUUAAUUCAUGUGUAAUUUAUAAAUACUCACGUAACAUAAAAUGAAGCCAGCAAGUUUUAGGAAGGCAUAAAAAGACAUUUUUAACUUUAUCAGCAGAGAGUAGCAAACAUACCUUUAUCGCUUCAUCUUGGACUCUUUUCGAAUUCUUCCAAUUUCUUUUUUUCGUUUUGAUAUUGUUUUUAUAUCACUAUUCUAACUGUAUAACCAAUAUUUUGCAAAUCGUUUCCGUAUUUUGCUUAUCGAUAUUUCGUUGGAAAAAGAAUGGAAGGAUAGUUCCAAGAUGGAGCAGAAGGUAUCAAAACAUCCUUUGAAAUGCAUAAUAUUUUGUGAUUUUCGAUACAGAUUCAAUGUUAUGGUUCUCUAUAGAUAUUAACAAUCAUUAAGCUACAUACACUUGUACGUAAAAGGUACUUAUAGAGUUGGUAUUCGGAUAAACAUCCUGAAAUGGCUGCCUUGGAGAGAGUAUAUUUAGCAUUACAUUAAAGAGGUUUUUACUCUCACGUCGGUAUCCAGAUGUAUGGCUGCUGUUUUUGGUCAUAAAAUCAAAUGUUUUUGUCAAUGUUGAAAUUCAUGUUCUGGAUUUGCAAAGAAGAGAAUGUAUAAAAACAAAUUUGAAACACCUUAUGUAAAAAAAAAUCGUCAAUAAAUUGAUAAUGUCAGCAUUAAUAUGAUACCGGAGUUUUGAUAAUAACACAAUUAUGGUACUAUUGUAAAAGGUGUAACGAAAAAUUGUCAGAUUUAUUAAAAUGCCUACGGUAAUUCUUAUUCAAAUUUAAUUUGGUAGUUUUAUACAUAUACUUUGAAACUGGGAAGUCAUUUUGGCUGAAUAAUUACAUGUCUGACAUUAAUUGAUAGAUAGAUAACAUAAAUUGUUUAUUUCAAUGUUUUAUCAAGAGAGCAUACUCAAUCAUUCAAGGCAACAACAUUCAAGUAAAAAAUCAUGUCAUAUAUUUUUCAUCAUGUUCAUUUUGUGACAAAAUUUUAAGAUGCCAUUUAGAAAAUAUAAAAAAGUCCAGUUCUGUAACAAAACGUUGUGUAUGAUAUAUUAUGGUGUGCAUAACUGAAUAUAUAAUCAUGUUUUAUACAGGACCGCUAAUAUUUUAUAAAAAAAAAUACAGACAUUGUUCAUCAUGUGCCAUGUUAAGAACCAUUGCGUAUAAAUUUUGUACAACACCAUUUUGGGGAAUCAUUUUUAUACCUACAUAUACACCGCACAGAUUUUAUAAUGUUUUUUGAAGCAUUUUAUUGCAAUCUAUGCAAAAGAUCAUUUUUUUUAAAAAUCAUUUUUUAAACAAUUUGUCCAUAAUUCCACCAUUCCUUUGCCAAGCGAUACAAGAAUGACCGUAACAGUUGGAAGAAAGUUGUGUUCACAAGAUUAGAGGCGAGCAAAUCCUGCAAUUUUUGCUGCUUCUCUAUAAAAGGAGUUAAUAUUGGUGCAAACACUAGUUUAGAUAUUCAUUGUUGAAGUCCUGAAAGCCUUCCUGUUGGGUAUUCAAUCUUUUUAUAAAGCAGAGUUAUCUACCCUUGUGAGCAAUUAUCGAUUGAUUUUAAAUUUGUUUGUUAGAGUAAUGUAAUGAAUUAGUGAGAAAACAACAUAGUUUUCUCACGCAAAUUGUUGAUGCAACGAUCAAUGUUUGCUUACAAGGGCAGAUAACUCUGAAUUACGAAAAGACAGGAUGUACGUUUCAUGAGCAUGAUAGAAUAUAUAUAAUGUUUAGUUGAGGUGAGAGUCAGGUAUGAACAAAGAGUAUGUAAAAUACAAUGGGAAAUCAUUCAGUUAUAAAUGUAUUUCAUUUUAUACGAAUGACCUACAUUUGACUACACCAUUUUUAAUAGGUUCCUAAUAACCAGUUAGAGCAUUUUUGUCUUAAACUUGGUGGGUUUCAUUAAGAUAACUACAUUUUUUUUUUAUUAUUUGAUAAAAAUUGUUAUGAAUGCAACAAAUUUAAAUCCGUUGCUUAUAUAAUUAUUCUACCUUCUCUACUUUGGCAUCGAUCUAAACCAAAAAAAAUUGUCAGAUUUCAUAACAUUGAAUGGACAACACGGUUCUGGUUGGUAAAUAUCGUGCUUAAUACUGUAGUGGGUUUUUAUUGGUUUGAUAAAUUUUGAUAUUUCACUGGUAAAAAUGGAAUUCAACAGUUAUAGGGCAUUGAUACCAGUUAUUGUCAUUAUAACAAUAGACGAUCUGGAAUCGAUUGUAUUGUAGUUCCUAGGGUAGGACGUACAUAUUGAUGUGAUGUUUGUAGAUUAUAUAUGCAUGUUCAUAUCUCUUGGUGUUGUGGGGUCAGGAGUACAUUUUGUGAAUGUAUCGAGCCAUAUAGAUUGUGACGUCCCAGACACCAUUACCUCUCUUACGGUCGUUAUACCCAUCAUGCACCAGCAGCGUCAUUUUCAGAAAUUAUUUAUAUAGAUGUUUGAUCUUGUAUGGAAUGUGAAGUUCUCUUCUGCCACUGUCACCAAUAUUGUUGAACCUGAGGAUUAUUUGCUUAUUUUCGUAACAGAUUUUAUAUAUUUAAUCACAAGGAGAGAAAUAUUCUGAUUUGUUUUUAAGGUUAAAACAACUGAAUUUGUAUUUUACUAUUUGUGAAGAAGCAUUAAACACACAAUAAUUUUAUUGGACAUUUAACAUAAAAAAUCAAGAUUGACUCACUUAUAUGUGUAUUGUCAAUGAAUUUAAUUGUGUGCUUAUACAGCCAGAUGAUAACAAAACAUCUGUUUAAUGAAAUAUUGACUUUUAUUAAAUAAUAAAGGAGAUACCAAGCUCUCCAGAAAAUAUGAGGAGUUUAUUUCUACUUUGGGAAACAUUGAAGAAAGGGAGAUAAUUUGAUAUUGAUUUAGGACAAAUUUUAAUACCCUGAGAUACAACUAGACUUUUACCCAUCUUAUAGACUAAGAUAUACCUAGAUUUUAAUGGUACAUAUGUACACGGCCUGUUGAUGUAUUUAUAGAUUGAUUUAAUUAAGAAUAUGUUGGAUUUUGGUUCAAUAGAAGUAUAGAUAUUGUUGGAUGUUGAAGGAGAAUGGUUUGUCUGUGAUGAUUUUGUCUGUCUCUAUUGUAUAGAAGUUUAUCACAUUGUCCUGUUCACAGUUGAUGGAACAGGACAGAUCAUGCCUUGUUAACAAGGCCAUAUUUAUCACAUCGCCUUGUUCACCAGUAGAAGGAACAGGACAGAUCAUGCCUUGUUAACAAGGCCAUAUUUAUCAAAUCGUCCUGUUCACCAGUAGAAGGAACAUGACAGAUCAUGCCUUGUUAACAAGGCCAUAUUUAUCACAUCGCCUUGUUCACUAGUUGAUGGAACAGGAUAUAUCAUGCCUUGUGAACAAGGCCAUAUUUAUUGUGUAAUUGUUUCAUAUGUAUCGAAGUUUACUUGUGGGAGUAGAAAAUGAAUUAAUUGCUAUUUAAAUUGAUAUAAAACUUUGUUAUUUGUAUAAUCUUUGAUAUGUCAUGGUCAUAACACCUAUAUAGCAUUUAUAUAUAGUUUGUUUAUACUUCGUGAAUCUAGUUUUUAUAACUAGCUCAGGUUGUUAAUUAUCUAUUCACAGACAAACCAGUUUGGUAGGUUUUAUGUGUAUUUAUUCUGAUUUAAAAAAAACAAACUCAUCAGUCUAUUAUCUCCCUUGAGAUAAAAACAAAAACAAAAUGAAAUUGGAAAUCCCCGAAAAACAGUACCUCCUUAAAUUUUCAAGCCAAGUGUCAUAAUCAGUUUACUGAUAUUUGGCAUAAGUAAUAUGACAAUGCAUGUUUUAUUUUGGAUCAUACCUAUGGAUUAAUUAAGGUACAGACUCCGGAGGGUACAAUGUCCUGUCUGGUUACCUAGGUGAUGACAGGUAAAUCAAACGCUGUACCUGUUCAACACAAAUCCUUUGUUUGUUAUUCAAGCAUAACAUAAUUGUAUGAACUAUUUAUGACCUGUACUUCAAUCAUACCAUGUGCUAUUCAGAAUUACACACUGAGGUCAGUAAAUAUAUAGUAACAAUUAUCUAAUUAUCAUGUAGCCUGUUAAUGAAGAAUUUUGUGUUAUGAUUGCGUUUUUCGUCAUAUCAUGAUGAUAUAUAUACAUGUGUGUGUGUGCAUGUACGUGUAUACGUAGCUAUAUUUAUGACGUUGCUAUGACAACCUUUUGUAAGCUCCCAAAAUGGAUACCCGACAAUAAUUAAAUUGAAUAAAAGAACCCAAUAUGUA
Messenger RNA from Pecten maximus, 10881 nucleotides. RefSeq lists its product as uncharacterized. NCBI's taxonomy places the organism in Eukaryota, Metazoa, Mollusca, Bivalvia, Pectinida, Pectinidae. The record is from RefSeq and is a predicted model, not a curated record.